Messenger RNA from Tetrahymena thermophila SB210, 828 nucleotides. RefSeq names its product small GTP-binding domain protein. Lineage: Eukaryota; Ciliophora; Oligohymenophorea; Hymenostomatida; Tetrahymenidae. The transcript has a single exon. Gene Ontology annotation, molecular function: double-stranded DNA binding. Gene Ontology annotation, biological process: reciprocal meiotic recombination. Gene Ontology annotation, cellular component: nucleus. The record is from RefSeq and is a predicted model, not a curated record.
AUGAAAUCGCUAGAUAUUUUUGGCAGCUAAAUUCUUUUUAGAUUUAACAGAGAGUCAGCUCACUAUACUCGUUUUGGAUCAAUUUUCACUAUAGCUAUAGUAUCCAUAGUAGCGCUGCGUCUUAUUUUAAUUAUAUCCUCAGUUGUUUAAAGAACCAAUCCCGUUGUCAUUUACUAAGAGCGAUAAGUUGAUAGCCCAAAGUUAUUUACAAUAAAUUAAAACACUUUCUAAAUGGCAUUUGGUAUGCAAGAUUCUAAUUUUAAUUAAUUUAUCGAUGAACAAGUUUAUAACAUCACCGUCACAAAUAUACAUAAAACUACUAAGGUGGAUCCUACUACUGGUAAGCCUACUGAAAAUUAUAUAACAACUUAAGUACCAAUUACAAGAUGCUCUUUAGAUAAUUUUCCAGAUUAAGAUAAUCUACAUUACUAUUAAUAAAUAGACUAUACUAAUAUGUAUUGUUUUCCUCUAGAUUUCGAUUUAUCAAUAGAAGGAGAUUUCAAUGCUGAGAAUUUCUAAUAUAUUUACAUUAAUAUUUAAAAGUGCUCAUAAAACUGCAAACCCGACGAUUAUAUAUAGAAUAAAUUAGGUUAUUCUUUUUUCUCAAUGUAAUUUUCUGAUAUAAUUGUUGAUCCUACUCAAAAAACAAAUCCUUUUAAACAUUAUUCUAGAGAUACUUUUUUCUCAACUAGCUUAUAAAUGCCCAAAGAAGUCUAUUUCUAAAUGAGAAAUAACUAUGUUUAAAGUGACUAUGGUUGGAUAACUUCAGAUAUAGAGACUGUUAAUUUUCCAUCAUUCAGUUAUACCGAAUAAAAUGUAAGAAAAUGA